AAUUUUUGAAACGUUUUAUUAAAAAAAUACCAUAUUUAAAUGAUUAGACUAGCCAUUAGAAAAGAGAAAAGAGAAAAAGAGAGAUCUUUUUAUUUAACGUCCUUGCGAGAGCCAUAAAAAAAUACUAGGCCAAACCGUUGUCAUAGCAACGAAUGGCGCCAACAAUAAACUUCUGUGAUUUUUUUGUGAAAUUAAAACUAGCACGUUAUGAAUGAAAACAUAGAAUUAAACACCUAUACGGGAGAUGACUCGCUUGAAAAUGAUAUUCAGGAAUAUCAUGAGAUAAAACAAGACACAACACUUGAUGACAUCGAAACUUCCUUUUCAUCGAAACCAUCUCCAAAACGGCUGAACGAUUAUGAUUUUUUUACCCAGCACGAUGUAAAAACAGAAAAGAAGAAGCAUUUGAAAAAGAAAAAGACUAAGAAGAAAGAUAAGUCGACUAAUUUAAUGGACAUUAUAAGUUCUGAAUUAGCUGCUUCAGUGGCGCCUAUAACCGAAAACGUUGUUACCAUGGUGGAUGUUAGUAAAGAACGACAAAGUAGUUACUUGCGAAGUUUCUCUAAUACUUCGACAUUUCGAAAUUCUAGAACUUUUAUCUCUGAUGCUGAGAGCGGAUGGAAUUCCAAAUCAGAGCUUGUCAACUUAAGUCCCAUAUUUCCGAGGAUUCUGGAAAACGCAGUGACCGAAGCAUGUCUAGUCGAAGUCGAAUAUGUAGAACCGUGCACAUUUAACGAUAUCGUAGCCAAUAACAACGAUAAGAAUAAUGAGACCCCCAUUAAAUUCUUGGACAUAUCGAUAAGAAAUAUUACAGCUAAACACCAUCAUUCCUUUACAUUAGAAAAAUUACUUUGUUCGAAACUUUUAGACACAUACAGUGAAUACAGUCAAGUUCAAAAACUUUUGAAAAUCCUUUCGAAGGACAUUAAAGUGAAUAGGGAGACAAAGGAUAAUCUUAAGGCAGAUCUGAUGAAAGUCAGCCCCAGUAAGAAAGAGGACGUUCGGUUCGAUAAAACUGUUAGAAAGUAUACCGACAAACUCAUUCAACUGAAAGAAAAAUUUAAAGAAAAUGUAAAAUUAAAGAAACAAUGUAUGCACAAGAUAAUAUCGUUAUGGUCAGAUAUAGAAAUGAUAAGGGAGAAACGUGAGUGUACUGAAACACCGUACAUAUUAGACUUCACGAAAAUGGAAUAUAAUGAAAAUGAAUUCGAGAAACAUUGGAAUGAAAUGUUUAACGUAGAAUAUUCAGAUAUACUUGAUUUAAUUGAAUAUGAAUAUGUUACUAAUUAUAUAGAAUAUAAAGAAGCGAAAAGUGAACACAAAGGAAAUCCUGAUAACAAACCGAUCAAGCCCAAAUUAGUUUUUGAUGAAGAAAAAAUUAAAAGUGACGCAGAAAUGUUUGUUAAUGAGGUAGUCAAUAAAGAUGAGAUAGAAAUUGAAUUGAAAGAAGACCAAAGUAUACUAACAGAUUUUAAACAAAUAGGUCAACGCUUUCAAAAAAAUAACUAUAAUUUUCUGGUUUAUGUAGAUGAUGUUUUUGUAUGCGAAUCUGAAAAUUAUUCAAGUGACGAUAUGUUCAGCGUAGAGUUAAUUGAGAGUUUCUCGGUACAAAUUUUGCCAAAAAAUGUAAGUGUAAGAAUAGUUUUAAUAGAAAACGAUAAGAAAGUUUCAGAUUUAAAAAUAAACUUACAUGAUAUAAGAAAACCGAAUGCUCAUGCAGAUUUUGUAGCUGAGAACUUAAUUUGUCAAGAAAUUGUUGAACCAAAUUCUAAAUAUGUAGGCAGUGGCGUAAGUAUCAAAGAGAUAGCUCACGCUAACAAAGUUAGACUUAAGAGUAGUAAUCUAUUCAAAGAAAAGCUCUACACUAAUUACGAAAUAGAUAUGAAAGUUGGGUGGAACGAUAAAUUAGAACAAAACCAAUCUGAAGCAAUAAAAUCUUCUAGUGAAAUUGGUAGGCAAAUAAAAAGACUAAUAAAUGGUAUUGAGAAGCCAAGCUUUGAGGUGUUAUUAGAUGUAAUAAAUAAGGUCUACGAAAAGGAUGUCAGUGAUGAAACCAUGGUCGAGACAUUGCAAAAACUAAGCAAAAUGGAAAUUACAAACGACGAUAGCUUUCCUGUAGAUCAGAAUAAUCCAGACGUUGUGCGGUUGAAACUACUUCACUUGAGAAAUAUUGGAGGAUUUACAGGUAUAGAGAAGAAAUUAGUUCCUAUACAUGCAAGCCAAAUAACCACGGAACAAUUAAAUUGUCUACAAAAGACAAACGACAACGAUUUUGAUAUGGACUAUUUGAAUGAUAAAGAAAUGGAGAUGGAUCCUAUAGAGCUGCAGAGAUUUAUUGGAGCGAAGUAUGUCCAGAAACUAAAUAAGAACAUGCUGAGGAACUUAAAUGAAUACCUCUUACAGAAGACACACAAAGACGUGGUUAGGGAGUACAAAUUCAGUUUCAGAAGCUUAUUUUCCAAUCAAUCGGACGUUGGAGCACUGGCGACAGCAUCAAACUCUACCAAGCAGCAGAUUCUGAGAGAGUCACUGAGCAAAGAUCAGGAGAUUCAUGUGACUGUAUUGAGGGCAUUCAAUCUACUCGAUCGGAGUUCCACCAUGCUUGAUGAAGCACCUGAGGAUGAAGAGAAGAUUGCAGGUUUUAAGAUGAGACCACUAAGGCCAUUUGUUCGAGUGAACUAUAGAGGGGUUUCAGCUCAGACCGUCACCGCCAUCGGCUGCCACCCUUCCUGGAGUCACACCCUCAAGAUUAAUACUAAACUAGACCCGCUCUCAUCCCUCCACGUAAACAUUUACGACGAGUACAAAGUGAACAUAGUGGAAGGGUUUCCCGAGGAGGAUCACUCCAACAAGACCGUACACUACCGGUACUACAACAAGUGGCUUGGCACUCUCGAGAUACCGAUGUAUGCCGUCCUGACUUUGGGCACUCUUCGGGGCACAUUCAAGAUCACGAGCCCGCCACUCUUGUUUGGUUACGAAACCCUCCAAACGAAGGAGUCAACAUCGCUAAUCCCAGAAAUAACACAGCUCUUGAAGAAAGACACCGCAUACAUUACGUUAGAAAUAACAAGUAGCCUCUCACAUCUGGGAGGAUUACACGCUUACAACCAGCCGCUGCCAAGCUCAAUAGAAGACGAUUAUUUGAUCAAACAUUUGAACAAUUUCGUAACAGAAUACACAAACGAAUUUCCGAUGCGGAAUAUUUCUUUGACUUUUAUAGAUAGCAUGGGUAGGAAUAAAUGCGUCACACAAUUCCUGCAGCCGAUACCUUUACCCGAGAGGGACUUCAUCCCGAAGAAUCCAAGAGGAGACUCUGCAGUCUCGAAGUCUUCAGGGUUGUCAAAAAGUUCAUCCUCGAGUGGGAGACGGAAAGAGUUGGAUUUAGAUAAAGUAAGUCAAGAGGAGAGGGAGUCAGUAUACAGCGCUCGUGAAGGUGACAGUCUCGCGAGGAUGAUGAACGCGUGCAUGCGGUACGUGUCACUGAUACCCAGCUACGAGGUCACGGAGUCUCAUGCUGUUACGCUGCUGGGGCUUGAACUGCUAAAAGUACUUCACGGCUCGCCAUUGGACCACACCAUCCUUUUAGCCAGCUACUUCAUAUACCUGGGUAUCAAGUGCUGGGUGGCCAUUGGGCUGGGGUUACCUCGAGGGCAUAGUAGCUUCGUUCUCAUCAAGUACGACUUGACUACAAGGAGGAUAGUCCUGGAAAACGACCAGCUGUUCAGGAGUAGAGGGUUCUUGAAUAAGUCUGAUGGGUAUACCUGGUACGUAUGUGACGCCAGUAGCGGGGAGCGCUACGAGCUGAGAGAUGUCGGCUGUCCACUUAAGACUGUUGAUUAUGUCUUUGAUAAUGAAAAUGUAAGUGGUUAUCUAAAUAUUGGAAAACAUGACAGUGUUGGAGAUCUAGAAUUUAUCACAGAUAUCGAUUUUCAGAUAUGGGUGAAUGUGCAAUCGUCUCAAGAUUGUGAGAAUAUGUCAUUUGAUUUCACCAAAUCUUCUGAAUGGCAAGCUGUUUUCGACAAGACUGUGUUCGUGAUGAAGCAGCCGGUAGUGACAGACAGUGCGCUGUACUCCGCCCCUCCCAAUGUGGAGGGGCUGAGGAGUGCGCUGGAGACGAAGAUCAAGAGUAAAGUCCAGAAGUGGAGGUCUCACAUGAAGACUAUUUGGAACAGGUACUGCAGUACGUUGUUACGCGACAUGCUGCUUCAGUGGGAGUACUGGGUGUUUAACCCCACCGGACCCAAGCCGAGUUUCAGCCAGAAACUCAAACAUUUAAUGGUUACAUUUAAAAUAUUUGGGUUUCCUCUCAACUUGGCGUAUGUCAACACCAAGUCUGUGGUAUCUGCCAUCAAGAGUACAGGGCUGCAUCUGAGUGACGACCCUAACGUGGAGUUCGCGAUCGGUGUGGAGGUGUGCGCCUACCCUAACAAUGUGAUCAGUGUCUGGGUGUUCCUAGCCAGCAUCACUAGAGUAUAGCCCCAUGUCAAUGAACUAAUCUUUUAUAACAGUAAUAUAUGCGUUGAAAUUCAGCGUGUGUCAAUUUGCUGUGUGUUGGCUUCCAACUAUUUGAAUAGGAUUACAACAUACGUCAAUCAGUUUUUGUGGAAAGUGUAAAAGUAGAGCUAUGGUCGUGUUGCUUCGCAAGGUAAAUAUUUGGGUAACCAUCGUGCACCAAACAAAAACUUUACAGAAGAGCAAUAUAAAAUUUUAUUUUAAAACUCAUUUCAUUCAGGACUAUAAAAACCAGAUUAAUUUAAAUUUUAAAUAAAAAUAGAGCUUGUA
Molecule: messenger RNA, 4785 nt
Organism: Spodoptera frugiperda (fall armyworm)
Lineage: Eukaryota; Metazoa; Arthropoda; Insecta; Lepidoptera; Noctuidae
Gene: Cc2d2a
Product: protein CC2D2B
Exons: 10
Coding region: 208-4479 (1423 amino acids)
Biological process (GO): protein localization to ciliary transition zone; non-motile cilium assembly
Cellular component (GO): ciliary transition zone
Source: RefSeq, a predicted model, not a curated record